AAGUAUUAUCCAUUGCAAUUUUUUGCAUAUUAAUAUGAUGAAAAAAAUACAUCUUAAAAUAUUAGUCAAAAUUUUUAUAAUUUAACUCUAAAAAUAGAAAUUAUGACAAAUAAUACCGAAGAAGGGGAGUAUUUUAUUAACAUUAUCGUACAAAGUAUCAAGGUGUUGCCUGCCUAAGUUUUGUGUUGUCUUGGGCAAGUAUCACAAAUUUUUUUUUCUUUUCAAGUUUUUGUUGGCGUUUUCUUCUGCUUUGUAAGUAUCUAAUUUCAUGCCAACAUUUUACCUUAUCACGUUUCUAAUUUAUUUGUGUUAACUUUGUUUUUCCCUUUUUUGGUCACUUUUUAAUUUUAACCUUUAAUAUGGUAUUUUAAAAUAAAAAAGAUUAAAAAUCAUUUUGACAUAUUCUACCAAUUUUUAUUAUACUUUUUAGAAACUCGAAAUGAUGCAAUCAAAUAGAAAAAAUCCACUGGUUAAAUAGUUGGCUUCCUAAGUACAUAAUCUUGUUUGUUAUCUUUUAAGAGAUACAUUGGUUUCUUCAUAAACAAGUUGGGAUAUUCCUCCAUAAAUAGCUUCACAUCGUCUCUCUAUGCCAAACACCACCUUACUACUUACAAGCACUUCCUUAAAACAUACAGAAAUGGCUAUCAGAAUAUCAAAUAAGCUAUCACAAGCUGCAGUAUUGAAGCAAAUUCUUAAAAGGUGUUUGAUUUUGGGCAAGAAACAGGGCUAUGAUGAUGUACAUCACCUUCCCAUCGACGUACCAAAAAAACAUUUUGCUGUUUACGUAGGAGAGAAUAGAACUCGAUAUAUCGUACCUAUUUCUUUCUUGAGUCACCCUCUGUUUCAGUGCCUCUUACAAUGCGCUGAGGAAGAAUUUGGCUUCGAUCACAACAUGGGAAUUACCAUACCAUGUGAAGAAGUUGUUUUCCUAGCACUAACUUCGAUGCUUCGGUAGGAUAUUAAAUAUCCAAAUUCUAACCAACAAAUCAGGCAAUAUUUCAAAUAAUAAUUGUGGUAUCUGUAUUCAUUGAAGUAUUUUCUUUAAUUUGUGAGUAAAAAAGCACCAGACUUUGUGGUGCUAAGACUCACAUCUAACUAAUCAACUAUACAAGAUGGAAUGCAUACAAAAUUGUGAGACCUAUAAAAAGAUAAAAA
Molecule: messenger RNA, 1155 nt
Organism: Solanum lycopersicum (tomato)
Lineage: Eukaryota; Viridiplantae; Streptophyta; Magnoliopsida; Solanales; Solanaceae
Source: RefSeq, a predicted model, not a curated record